Molecule: messenger RNA, 7333 nt
Organism: Lobosporangium transversale
Lineage: Eukaryota; Fungi; Mortierellomycota; Mortierellomycetes; Mortierellales; Mortierellaceae
Exons: 6
Coding region: 58-7260 (2400 amino acids)
Biological process (GO): phosphatidylinositol phosphate biosynthetic process
Cellular component (GO): endosome membrane; fungal-type vacuole membrane
Molecular function (GO): metal ion binding; ATP binding; 1-phosphatidylinositol-3-phosphate 5-kinase activity
Source: RefSeq, a predicted model, not a curated record
CAACAGGCACUACCACUUACUCAUUAGCAGUCAGACUAUCCAACUUGGACGGCCACCAUGUCCUCUCUCACCAGUUUUCAUGUGCUCUGUGAACCACCCCAAUCCGAGGAGCCACCAGAGAAUGUGCUCUCAAAAAUAUUCCAGCGCUUCAAAACUACCCUAUCGACCCCAAAUAUCUAUACGCCUUCAGGAACAUCCACAGAUACACCCUCUAGAGUUCCCUUUCCUACCCACACAGCUACGGCAGCUACAUCGGCAGUCGUCAAUAGCCAACUCUCUUCAUCAGGCACCGACAUAGAUAUAACAGGCUGCUCACCAUCAAUAACUGUGUCACCGUUUUCUACAGAGUCACUCACUGCUCGGUCCUCGCUCGGAAAUCAUACAAACGUUGCAGUUUCCUCAUCUUCCGUAGCUGGACCGUCAUACCCUGUUCAUUCGGAUACAGAAAUAUGGGAUACCCUUCCGGAUAAAAAUAGCAAACAUGGUAGCAGCGUGAAGAGUAGCAAUAACCGUAAUCAAUCUACAGACAACAAAGACCACACUAUCGUCAUGCAAAGAUACCCUACUGCAGCCACGGCAACCAAGAGAGCCUCUUCUCUCUUUAAAGUUAGCACAAUUGACCAUAGUAUUACCCAUGAUGAUGAUUCCGCAUCGCUUGCUUCUCUUGCGCCGCCAGUUGUGUCGCUCAGUCCAGCAUUUGGAGACAAGCAAUCUGCUAUGCAUGAGAUGGGUAUCUCGACGCGACUAGGGCGGCAAGACAAUCAGGCUGUAGGCCAUACGAGGCUCAGCGCAGGCGAUAACUCUGUUUUGAAGCACUAUAUCCACCACACCCUCGGGCCAAGAGAUACAUCGGCGGACUCUGACGCUAGGUCUAUUAAGAGCUUUGGUUCCGGACAUCAAAAGGCUAAUUCAUUGACAAAGUUAUUCCGGCGUAUUCGCGGCGAGGGCGUGAGUAAAGACUAUUGGAUGGCAGACGAAAAUGCUAAAGAGUGCUAUGGAUGCAACGUAUCAUUUGCCGUCUACCGUAGAAGGCAUCACUGUCGAAUGUGUGGACACGUCCUUUGUUCCAAGUGUGCGUUGAAAACUGAUGUCAAGUUUGAUUAUGAUAGAUUAUGUGAUUACUGCUUGAAAUCUAUGGGGCGAGAUGCAAAGCAAGAAAAUGAAGCAAAUGAGUAUACUGUAGGGACAGCUUGGACUACUCCGGCUCCAUUAGCCGCCCAGAAUCAUUUUAAUCAGCAGCUGCCGAUAUCUCCUGGCAUUAGUGCUACCCAAAAUGAUAACACCCCUUUUGACGGGAUUCUUAAGUUACUACACGCAGGAUCACACUUGUUUUUAGCAAGGUCACGAUCCAAUACCGCCACAGGAGAGCAAAUCGAUGGUGGCAUUGUGCCAUUUCGAAGAUCCUUGGCGUUAGAGGACUACAACAUUAAUGAUUCUGUUCUAGAUCCAGAGGUUGUGCCUUUCUUGCGAGAAGAAGAAGACGAUUACGAUGAACUCUGGUCGCCUGGUCCUUCAAGUGUGAUGAGUUAUGCUUCUCUCAAUAACGUGAUUGAUGAUGAAGACGUCAACAAUAGUGGUGCCCCAGGCCAUAGCUCGCGAGAGUGGCUUCCCACACGGGUCUCUAGAGCAGAUGAGAUCAGAGGUAUGUUUAUCAAGGAUCGCUCGUCUAUGAACCGCCGGAUUGGUGUAAAUGGGGGCCGAUCAAACCGUGCACUCAGUCUUAGCUUGGAAACCAGGGGCUUGUUACGUUCAGAUGGAUCAGAAUCCGCAAGAUCACCUAUGGACAUCAGACCUGCUACACCAUUCUUUGGGUCUAACUCGCAAUCGCUCUUGCAUUUGGGGAGACACCCUAGACUGUUACCGACCGCGGGUAGUGUGAUGGAGCUCAAUAGUGCAUCCCUUCAGCAUAUGCGCCGACUGCUGCAGCAACUGUUGGCACGUUUUGAAAUCGAUAGCAGUGAUGGAUGGGAGGACGUGAUUAUGAAGCAUGUGCUCAAAGUGUCAAAUAGCAUACAGGUUCUUGGAGAUAUGGAUGUUAUGGAAGUAGUUAAAAUCAAGAAGAUUCCAGGAGGUACUGCUCAGGAUACGAUGUACAUCAAUGGUGUUGUCUGUACUAAGAAUCUUGCCCACAAACAAAUGAACCGGACUCUCCAAAAUCCUCGGAUCCUGCUCUUGAGUUUUGCAUUGGAGUAUCAGCGCAAGGAGAAUCAUUUCAUGUCACUGACCCCAAUUAUGGAUCAGGAGCGAGAAUACCUUACACACCUGGUCGCCCGAGUUGUUGCACUCCGUCCCCACAUCAUUAUCGUUGAGAAAACUGUCUCACGAGUGGCAAUGGAACUUCUUUUGAAGCACAAUGUCGCGGUAGCGUAUAAUGUUAAGCUACCAGUGAUAGUAGCUAUUGCAGAGGCGACUGGUGCAGACAUCAUCACGUCGUUUGAUAGAUUGGAUAAAGAGCCUCACCUUGGGAUCUGUGGGACGUUUGAAGUCAAGACUUUUGUACACAAGCUGAUUCCCAACAAAAGAAAGAGCUACAUGUUUUUCCAGGAUUGUCCAGGAAAUCUAUUCUGUUCCCUUGUACUCCGUGGUGGGUCAUUAGAUAUAUUGAACAGGAUCAAAAAGAUCGUUGGACUGAUGGUGCGGGUCUCUUACAAUCUCAAACUCGAGACCUCGCUCAUGAAUGAUCAGUUUGCAAUGACCUCGGCGCCACGUGAGUCCAGAGCCUUGGAUGAUGAGAAGAUUGAGCUCUCAUCCGAUCCUGAGAUUAGACGCCUACAGGAAUCCCUUUUACCUUAUAAGCAAACAAUUUUAUCCGCAUCACCGUUUGUCAAAUUCAGUCCACCUUUCUUGUUAACAGCCAUGAUCGAUGAUAUGGAGAGGCUCAAGAUGAUUGAAAAAACGGCUACGCCUACUGCUCUUAGGGAUAUUAGGAAUGCCAGAAUACUGCUCACGACAUCAAGCACAAACAAUAUUCUCAACAAAGUCUCGACAGGAAGGUCGCAAGAUAGUGGACUGAUUGAAGGAAGCUAUAUUGACAUCCUAAACGACUAUCAAGCAAAAGAAAAGGCAUGGGAGGACUUUUUGAGUAGCAACAAAGGACCACCUCACAUUGUCCCUUUCGAUUAUCAGGGGCUCCCCUUUUUAUAUUCAUUCAUUUGUAUGUCAACUAAAGCAACGUGUAUAAGGCCAUCGAUUGGGUUCAUUAAGUAUUAUUUCUCGGAUUGUGAUACAACUCUUGCUCAUCAUCUUGUCCAAAUUUGCUGGAAAUCCAAGCUGGGAUGUAUGGCUCCGGGUUGCGGUCGUCCGCUUCAAGAUCACCAAUAUAUUUAUGCUCAUGGUGAUGCUAAGAUCACAGUGACCAUUGAGCAGUGGGAUUCUCCGACAAUUUUGAAGAAGGACUCCAUCAUGAUGUGGAGCAAGUGUAAGAUCUGCCAUGUAGAAACACCACAAGUGUACAUUUCAGAUGAUACUAAGAACUAUUCUUUUGGAAAGUUCUUGGAGUUAAUCUUUUAUCAGACCAAUUUGACCUGCCGCGCUAACAUUUGUCCGCAUGAUAUCAACCGUAAUCAUAUCCGAUUCUUUGGCCUCGAUACUCAAUUGGUCAAGAUUGAACGUAUUCCAAUCAAACUUUUCGACAUAACCUUCCCUCCAAUGCUUGUCCGCUGCAAACCAGAGUUUUAUGCUCGCACCAAGACCCAAGACCUGGAUCUAGUUCGUUCUCAGAUUACCAGGUAUUGGGACUCUGUUAUGGAGCGGAUUAAAAAUGUUGUUCCACCGUCCAAAUUCGACGCUGCUAAGCAGGAGCUUUUGGAUAUGUCGAAAAACGUCCUUGCGGAGAAAUCAGGGAUCUUACAGUUACUCCAGCAGACUUACCUCAAUAGUGCGCCAACGGACACUCUCGCAUUGGACACAGUGCGAAUCAAAUUAUAUGACAAGUCUGUAGAGUGGGACAAGAUUUUUGGAGAUUUUGCUCGCCAAUAUUUCAAUCUGGAGCGUGAUUUCAGACGCAGCACUGCAUCACAGCUCAGGAGACUAUUUGAUGAAAAAGAAUUCCCUGCCACAUCAGAUCCCGAGCACCGUGCGAACUUGAUGCAUGACCUUUAUUUGCCGAUGACAUUGGACACUGAUGAUAGCGACGAUUCUAUUGGUGGCCACUACGAUCUAUCCGCCUUGCCGUACCUUGGCAGCUCUCCAACCCAUAAGGCCGCCAAGUCAAGGAUUGAGGAAGGAGACGCAGCCGCCUCCGAGAGCACAGUAGAGAAAGAGAAAGUCAUAUCACAGAUAACGUUCCCAUUCAUAGAGUCUAAGGUCACUCGAAGAUUGUCAAUGAUUCUGAUGCAAGAACACAGGCCUAAACUUACACACGCUCUGACAUCUGACUCAGUCCUGGGGGUCCCGGAUGAGGACUUAAAUGAUAAGGCUAAACGCAGGGAACCAUCAUCAGCAUUUACUAUAGCACGGACCCUUCCUGUGUCAACACGGAAUACAACACGAAUCUCAAGCCGCUUGUCUAUGGCUUCAUUACCAACGUAUGAUCCGAUGACCUUAAUUCAGCAAGAGCGCAAGGAGAAUCAACAGAUUAGAGCUAGUCUUGUUCCCACACCUUCACAUUCUGGAAGCUCCUCUCCAUUAGGAGUGAAGGAUUUAAGCGAGAAAUUCAUUAUUCCAUUGGACCGUACUCCUACAGGAGAAAAACCGUCCUCAGCAUCAUCAACAUCUUCAGGAAAAAACCCGUUCUUCAGCAAGCCACGCCAACAGCGGCCAACGGAAAAAACUCCUUUCAACUUUUCUCCCUCAAGUCCUCCUGUGACAUCUGUUUCUCUAGCAGAAUUUAGCAAGCCCAGGUCUAGGAGACCAACAGACCCAACCUUUUCGAUUGCAAUCUCGGCCCCUUCCGUGCCUUCUACGCUUGUGGGGGGAUGUUAUCCAUCUUCAAAUACCCUGAUAGCCACGAAUCUUGGCACUAGACGCUCGAAAUACCUUGCUCGUGCUCAAGGAAGCGGAAAUACUAUCCCAGCGCAUCAUUCUUCCGCUGGGCCCGAGCUACAUAAGAAUUUGAUUGUAAACAGGUCUCGAUCUUUUACACAGCCAAUACCAGGUUCCACCGUGGAUGCUCGAGCUCGGUAUAUGAACGCUCUCUCCGGUCGUAAUUCGCAACAGGAGGAAAAUAAGCAUUCGACCGUUGUAUUUUCGAGCGCGAAAGAAGCUGCCAAGGAAGAAUCAGAGGAUGAAGAUGAUUACCAAUCUGAAAGCGAAGGUGAUGAACCAUACCAACCUAGUCGAGGCUACACAUUCUCGUUAAUUCAAACGGAUGCUAUGGACGAAGCUCUUGGAAGCGAAGAUCCUCUGGCAAUUGAAGCAUCUUAUAAUUUCAGAAAUAAUAAUGCAUGGACGAUCAACGGAUCAGCAGGCGGAGUAUCAUCUAUGAGCAAUAAUGAAGAAAUGUUUUUGGAUCCAGUCAUGAUGUUUUUAGGAGAUGACGACUAUUCGUGCGACCAGCGUCAUCGAUCCGGCCAAAGAGGCGCUGUUGUUGAUCAAGCAGACUCGAGUACAUCUGCCAUGGGUUCUCCUGUAAAGGCUUCAUCCAUGAAUAUGUCUGUUUCUGGUACACUGAGUGCUGCAUUAGCAGCGGCAUCAAAGCUUCCACAACUAAGUGAGGUAGCUGAAGGUGUUGAGCGUGGAUCGCUGAUCAAGACACUUUCCAAUUUUUGGCAGGAUCGGAACUCUCGAAAUUUUACUCCUUUAAACUACCCUCUGCAGCCAUCAGAACAUGUGAUUCCGGGCUCUCAAAUCAUUGUGCGGGAAGACGAGCCUAGUUCGAUAAUUGCCUUGACGUUAAGUUCACCGCGAUAUGUAGAUGAACUUAGAGCCAUCUUUAGGGCUGAAGGAGUGGAUGCAGACCAGAGUAAAGGCAAUUCAACUGCCUCAAUAUCGAUGGCUAGCGCUACCAUCCCUGCAGAAGAUGGUGCCCAGGCACCCGAUAGUAAUGGGAAUGGUCUGUCUAACUCCUUUGUCUCUUCGAUUGAGGGAAUAUAUGAUGAUAUUCAAGUUCUUGACGACUCGUUACUCUCUGAACCUGGAACACACAUGAAAUUUAUGUUUAGGGAUGACUCUACCAUGUUAUACUGCAAGAUUUUCUAUAUGGAGCAAUUCCAUGCUCUUCGUAAAGCUGCUGGAUGCGAAUACUCGUAUAUCCAAUCGCUUGCGCGAUGUAUGAAAUGGGAAGCUAAUGGCGGCAAAUCCGGAUCGUCUUUCCUCAAAACUCGUGAUGACCGUUUCAUUAUGAAACAGCUAUCAAAGGUUGAGCUAGAAGCGUUCAUCAAGUUUGCACCUCAUUACUUUGAGUACAUGCAAAACGCUUUCUUUCACAAGCAACCGACGGUGUUAGCAAAAAUCUUUGGGUUCUAUCGCGUAGGAUACAAGCAUGGAGCACUUGGUCGAUCUAUGAAUAUGGAUGUCCUCGUCAUGGAAAAUCUUUUUUAUGAUCGCAAGAAACUUAAAAUUUUUGACCUCAAGGGUUCAAGACGGAAUCGAUAUGUUCACCCCAGUGGCAAGGAAAAUGAAGUUUUGCUAGAUGAGAAUUUUUCAGAGUUUAUGUCUGAAUCUCCCUUUUUUAUCCGUGAACACGCCAAGCUCCAGCUUUCUAAAUCAUUACAGCAUGAUUGUCAAUUUCUACAGCGAUUUAAUAUUAUGGAUUACUCACUUUUGGUUGCUGUCGCAGAUGAUCGGCAGGAAAUUUUGGUCGGUAUCGUUGAUUUUAUUCGGCCAUUUACAUGGGACAAAAAGUUGGAGUCAUGGGUCAAGGACGCAGUUGGAUCACAAGAGCCAACCAUUGUUUCGCCAGCGCAAUAUUGCAAGCGGUUCUGCGCGGCCAUGGACAGGCACUUGGAUAUGGUUCCGGAUCGCUGGUACGAUACCGAGCCUAGAAAUCGAGGUGCCAAGGUGUAUGAUAAUUCUUGUGCUGACGAUUUUGUCCAAGAUUAUGAUCAUGAGUGGCCACAGUAUUAUCAGCCUCUACGAGGCCAAGAGCAACAGAAAGCUCAGAUGAAGUUAUAUCAGCAUCAUCCGAAGCGGAUUAGUUCUCAAAACAGGGGCUCGAGUUCACAUCGGGCACCAUCACAGCAUGAACAUUACCGCCAUCAUCACCCACGAUAUAGCGCCAACUUUCAUGCAAGCAAUGAGAGUGGUUUGACAAAUGGAAUCUCCGCAAGACCCACAAGUGGAUCGAUGAUACCUAAGGCUCCCAGUUCGGGUGCCAAUUGAGUUGUUCCAGGUUAUAUAUAUUUUAUUUUUAAUGAAUAUACUUUUAAUAGAAAUGCACCAAACCAUGACAGUA